This is a messenger RNA of Solenopsis invicta (red fire ant), 2049 nucleotides long. Its product is annotated as otolith matrix protein OMM-64. The transcript has 5 exons. NCBI's taxonomy places the organism in Eukaryota, Metazoa, Arthropoda, Insecta, Hymenoptera, Formicidae. Bases 198 to 1592 code for a protein of 464 amino acids. Gene Ontology annotation, biological process: regulation of transcription by RNA polymerase II. The record is from RefSeq and is a predicted model, not a curated record. Gene Ontology annotation, cellular component: nucleus. Gene Ontology annotation, molecular function: DNA-binding transcription factor activity, RNA polymerase II-specific; RNA polymerase II cis-regulatory region sequence-specific DNA binding.
CGAAUACAGUGCGGAAAAAGGCUACACCAGUGCAACAAGUGCAAAUGAAUUGACGUUGCGUCGCAAAUUCUAACCUAAAAUUCUCCGCCUUAGAAAACUAUAACUAAGUGCAUAUUUGUUAUAUAUUUGUUUGAAAAAUAUACACACUAAUUAUAUUCCAUUGUUUGUGAGCGUGUAUAUCAAACAGCAAUAUUAGAAUGGAAUGUGAGGAUGACUACCCUGACAAGAUGGAAUCUAAGAAGAAAGAUGUCAACACAUACAAAAUUAAAUAUAAAAGUAAAAAUAUUGAGAAUAGCAUAGAAACAUCAGAGAAUGAAGAUAGCAAUGAGAAGAAAAUGAUAAAUGAUGAUGAAUGCGAGGAUGACUACUCUGACAAGAUGGAAUCUAAGAAGAAAGAUGUCAACACACACAAAGUUGACUGUAAAAGUAAAAAUAUUGAGAAUAGCAUAGAAACAUCAGAGAAUGAAGAUAACAAUGAGAAGAAAAUGAUAAAUGAUGAUGAAUGCGAGGAUGACUACUCUGACAAGAUGGAAUCUAAGAACAAAGAUGUCAACACACACAAAGUUAAAUGUAAAAGUGACAAUAUUGAGAGUAGCACAGAAACAUCAGAGAAUGAAGAUAGCAAUGAGAAGAAAAUGAUAAAUGAUGAUGAAUGCGAGGAUGACUACUCUGACAAGAUGGAAUCUAAGAACAAAGAUGUCAACACACACAAAGUUAAAUGUAAAAGGGGAAAUAUUGAGAGUAGCAUAGAAACAUCAGAGAAUGAAGAUAGCAAUGAGAAGAAAAUGAUAAAUGAUGAUGAAUGCGAGGAUGACUACUCUGACAAAAUGGAAUCUAAGAAGAAAGAUGUCAACACACACAAAGUUAAAUGUAAAAGUAAAAAUAUUGAGAAUAGCAUAGAAACAUCAGAGAAUGAAGAUAGCAAUGAGAAGAAAAUGAUAAGUGAUGAAUCUGAAGAUGAAUAUACAAUGCAUUACAGUGAUGCAACAUACUUAGCAAGAGAAAAGGCAUUAAAAGAGAAAUUGUACCAACGAGAAGCAAUGUAUUUGUACAAUUUGCGUGUGCAAUUGGAACACCCAGUACUACCACAGCACAAGAUUGAAACACGAGCGGGAUCUCAUCUACCAACACGAAAUGAAAUAGAAAAAUUUGAAAAAAUAAUACCAAUUAGGAAAGGUUCGUAUUCUUUUGAAGAGGAUAAGAUUAUCGCUCGUAAUUGGAAAAAAUUUUGCAAGUUACAUAAAUGGGAUGUAAAAAAGACGAAACCAUUUUUACAAUUAAGAGAUGGCAGAGUAUGUCACAUGCGUAAUAUCACAGAGAGACGGAAAUUUGUACAAUUUUUAGCUCAUGAUUUACCAGAUAGAACUCUGUAUAGUGUCUACCACAGAUUUAGAAAUUUAUACGAGAAUAAUAUACAAACAAGGUAUAAACCUGAAGAAGAUGAAAUGAUAAUAGAUCAUUUAGAAAAUAAUCCAUUUCUUAACGAAAGAUGUAAGUAUACUGAUUUGGCUAAAGCUCUUCAAAGAACAAGACACUCCAUUUGGCGACGUUAUCGAAUAUUAAAGAAGAAAAAAAAGGAGAUUCAAGAAUGAUAAUUAUAUGUAUUAACAAUAAUAAUACGGUAAGAUUAAUUAAGUCUAAUAAAUAUUAAGUAAAUAGAAGAUUAAUGUUUUAUUAUUGAUAUAUUACUUAUUUUUAAUAAAAGAGCAUUUUGUCACAAUAGAUCUUAAAAAAUAUAUAAAUAAUCAUCGUAUAUUUAUAUAAAAAUUCUAUUAAUGCUAAGAUGAAAUUGAAUAACAAAACGUAAAUAUAAAUGAUAAGAUUUAAAAUGAGUUUAUAAAUUUGCUUCUCAUUAAUAUAAUUUUUUAUUUGUUACCUUAUUGAAGCUUUUUCUGCAUAUGAGUUUCACAUCAAAUAAAUUUUUCUGUAAAAUAUAGAUAUUCUACAAAGAAAUAAUAUCCACUAAAUUUUUAAUAUUGUAUAAAUUAUAUUAAAAAUUGUUUUUUAUGUAUAUAAUAAAGUAGAAAUGGAACUUCAUAUUUUCUGCAA